Rhizophagus irregularis DAOM 181602=DAOM 197198 is the source of this 453-nucleotide messenger RNA. Lineage: Eukaryota; Fungi; Glomeromycota; Glomeromycetes; Glomerales; Glomeraceae. The record is from RefSeq and is a predicted model, not a curated record.
AAGAAUUUGGAAAAAGCUUUCUAUUGGCAUCAAAAAGUAGUAGAAAGUGACAAUGUUAGUCUUGAAAAUAAAAAUGAAUUUUGUAACAAAUGCAAACAACCAUAUACUGAUUACCUGUGGUGCAAACUAUGUAAUGCCAUACGAUUUCAACGAGAUUUUUUAAAGUGGACCAGCCAAAAUGAAUUUGUUGAUAAAUUUAUUCAAGAAGCACAAUUGUAUGCUAAAAAUAGUUACGAAAUUUUAGAGUGGAUACCUUAUAAUAAAUUGUCAAGUAUUAAUUAUUAUGAUAAAGGAGGAUUUAGUGCAAUUCAUAAAGCUAUCUGGUUAGAUGGACCUAUUUUUAGUUGGAAUUAUGAGAACCAACAAUGGAAUAGACAAACAACUUAUGAGGUUAUUCUUAAAACACUUAAUAAUUCAUCAAGUUCAGAUGAUAAAUUUCUGGAUGAGGUGUAG